Anopheles darlingi is the source of this 1382-nucleotide messenger RNA. RefSeq names its product sorting nexin-21 (gene Snx21). Gene Ontology annotation, biological process: protein transport. The record is from RefSeq and is a predicted model, not a curated record. Gene Ontology annotation, molecular function: phosphatidylinositol phosphate binding. The transcript has 3 exons. Gene Ontology annotation, cellular component: early endosome membrane. The coding region runs from base 153 to 1106 and encodes 317 amino acids. Lineage: Eukaryota; Metazoa; Arthropoda; Insecta; Diptera; Culicidae.
AUGUGGCGCGGCCUACAUACUUUGUGUAAACAAAAGUUUUGUUUGGGAGAACAAAACAAAAAAAAUCCAAUCCGUAUCCGUGAAAAACCAAUCCAAUCACGGUUAUCACCUGAGCAGGAGCGUGCAGUAACGAGGGCAGCAGCUAGCAAAACAUGGAGAACGGGGAAUCGAUCGAGGAGGACGUCGAUAGCGCGACGGAAGUGUUCGACGAAAGUACGUUGAGUAUUAAAACUUCUGUGGUCUGUCCAGCCGUCUGGAAGCGCUUUCACCGGCGACAACGGUACAAUGAUACUGUACCGCUUCAUUUCGAAAUCAUUCACGCACGUAUCCUGCCUGCCGUUGCCUCUACGGAGCUUGUUGCCGAUGCAUCCGGUAGUGGUGGUAAUAAUGCCGUGAAAAAGUACGUCGUGUACGUGGUGAAUGUACGUGAAGAUGGCUUUCCGCGUGAUCCAUGUCCGACCAGCAUCGACCGUCGGUACACGCACUUCCUCAAGCUCUACGAAGGACUACGCAAGGACCACCCGACGCUGGUUCAGAGUGUCGCUUUCCCCAAGAAGGUGCUAAUGGGGAACUUCACUCCCGAGCUGAUUGGAGAGCGUAGCGGCGCAUUCGAGCUGUUCCUGGACCAUAUCAUGAGCGUGCCUUUGCUGCGCGAGUCGGAGCAUUUUCUAGAGUUUUUGCAGCACGACGAACUGACGAGGGCGUGUCAAUUAUUGGACGAACGGCGUAACGAGCAGGCAGUUCCACUGCUAGAGAAUUCCUUCCGUCUGCUAAACAAACUGUUUCUCGAUAAGUCUAAGGCUGUACUAUUGCUCCUCUGUCGGCUGGUCGUUGCUUGUACCAGUUCACCGAUUCCUCACUCGGCGGCCGAGCAGUGGGCCGAGCUCGCAUUGCGAAGGUUCGAGCACGUUUGUGAUACGGAGUUGCUGGUGCUAUACAUACCGCUACUGCAAACCUGCCUUCAUCUUUGGUGGCAACGUGGACGGGAUCGUACUCUGCUGGAGGAACGCCUGAACGAGAUGGGCAAGAAAGGCAUCAAGGUGAAGGGUGGACCAACGUUGGGCCAAGCCAUUCACGCUCUCGAUCCACGUGCAGAAACCAUCUGAUAAUUGCCAGAGCCGAGCCAGGGCAGUACCGGAAACGAACUGCUUGUAACUGAUCAUCACAUGUUAUUUUAUAUUAGUUUUAAACAAUUCUGUCAAUUACGAUUGUUUUUGAGCUAGCGUUUUUUGGUGAAUAUUAGAUGUAGGUUUUUUUUAUCUUUUACGAUUAGGCUGCUAAUAGCGGAGAAACCGUUUGGUUAUUGACUUGCAAUGCUACCCCGCGCCUUCAUGCCAUUCAGAAUUACGAGAAUAAAUUGGCUUUUUAUUAGUAAAAAUUAA